AACAUUAGAGCUCGACUUUCGUUCUCGUUGUUCUUCAACAUUAGCUUACUGGCAAAAAACUUUAUCCAGCUGAAGUGAGACUACCUACUUUCCUAGUUACGUUACAGUAGCAAAGGCAAAUUAGCAAACGCUAGCUAGAUGAUUUACUGCUAUAUUCAUUGUGACCCUAUUAGAAAUUUUAGCUUCGACGGUUUUGUCACGUAUGACAACUUUAUGAGUUUAGAUCAUAGACUGUACAAAAUAAGGCCACAUAUUGUAAUAGCUAUCGCUAGCUUAACUCUAGCUGUUACAAAAAAUGUUUAACGCUAACUAUUUUAUAGUAGCUGACAGCUAGCUAGCUAGCUAACAUUAUAAUGUUAAGACAGGUUCACAAAGUCUGGGAGCGGUUCCCUUUAAUGGGGAUCCCAUUGUAUUUAAUUCGAUAUUUUAAAGCAGUUAGCAGAAGCUGGUGGCCAGCAGUGUAGCUGUAAGUUAGCUACCUGUGAAUAGCCAUCAGUCUUUUUGCCAUUGUUUACUCGGAUCACAGAUAUCGGUGUAACACCGCACAUGAGGAUUUUUUCGAUGGAUUUUGCAACCUUGGCGGAGUGUAAAGAAAUGUAGACUUUCCAGAGUUCUACACCAGAGAAGGAAACCAUGAGUUGUACUGGAGCUAAACCAGCUUAUUCCCAGGAAGGUGAUGAGCAUUUACAGACCAGCAGCAGCUCUAGGCCCACAAACCAGCAUCAUCAGCCGACUGAGGUCCGGUGUCUGUCAAGCAUCACAGCAGAUCAUUCAUAUGCCAAAUAUCUGAGAAGGAAUGGGACUGCUAAGCUGAGGAACGUACAAGAGGAUAUGAAACCUAUCUGCAGUGCUCUUAGGAAAACUACACCACGCACAGCUCAGAAGGACUUUCUGACAGACAUUAAACCAGAUGAAGUAAGAUGGCCCAAGUCAGUAGUGACCGCCACUGGCAAGACUCUCAGUCUGCAUGUUGUCAACCGAAGGAAUCGGUUUGGAGAGAGUUUGCUCCACAAGGCUGUGCUGCAGGGAGAUAUUCAGCUGCUAAAGGACAUUCUGAAGCUGGGACCAGAUGUCAGCAUGACUGACAAUGCAGGAUGGACCCCUCUACAUGAAGCAGCACUCUGUGGUCAUUAUGAGGCCUGUUUGGAUCUGAUUAAGGCUGGAGCUCUGGUCAAUGCUGCAGCACAUGAUGGAAUCACACCUCUACAUGAUGCCAUCAGAAAUGGACAUGAAACGAUUGCUGAGCUACUCCUGAAACAUGGUGCAAACCCCAUGCUGAAGGACAAGUCUGGAGAGAAUGCUUUUGGCAUUAAUACAGAUCCCUUUCUACAACUACAAAUGCUGAAAAACAUUCCUAAAGAUAACCCCCCUGCUGGAUCUGGAAACAGAAGAAGAGAAUUAGCAGUUGCAUCAGGAACAGAGUGUAUGUACAACACUAGAGGAUCACAGGUCAGUCCAUCUCAGAACGUCAGCAGCACCGCCAAGAAGGACGAGUACAUGCUGCCGAGCCAUCCACAUCGCUCCGGAGACGCUUUGGGACACAUUCAGCCAAAUCAACCUGGGAGUAAUGAAGACCCAAACAUGCAUACAAUGACCUACAAAGGAAGAGUUGUAUCUGUGACCAACGUCCACAGGAAAAAUUGCUUUGGCCAAACUUUGCUGCACAAGGCCGCCAAAGAGGGAAACACUCAAACAGUCCACCAGUUUCUGGAGCUGGGGGCUGAUGUCAACAUGGCCGACAAUGCAGGAUGGACCCCUCUUCAUGAAGCAGCACUCUGUGGUCACUAUGAGGUCAGUUUGGAUCUGAUAAAGGCUGGAGCUCUGGUCAAUGCUGCAGCAUGUAAUGGAGACACACCAUUACAUGAUGCCAUCGCAAAUGGCCAUAUGAAGAUUGCUGAAGCACUCUUCAAGCAUGGUGCAAACCCAGACAAGACAAACGAUGAGGGAAGAGAGAUCGCCUCGAGAAUUGCUGCACAACCCUUCCUACAUAAAAUAGUGGAAGAAAACAUGACUCAAAACAAAAGAGAGGAUCUCCCAGCUCUGACAUACCCAGAAAAUGUUAGCAUGGAAACUCACGAUGACACACAGCUUGACAGACAGGCUACAGAGAGUAAGGGAGAACCUGAACCAGAGGACACUGGACUGGACAUCUUCUCAACUGAUGCUGUUAUGCAGGAGAACCAGAUAAAUCCAAUGAGGGCCAACUCUCCACCUGCUCUCCUCCUGACACCAUCACCUCCACGGCCCUUUACCUCCAGCGGUAUUCCUCCUCCACAGAAAGGCCAGGACAUCCAGCUGUGUUCAACACCAGUGUAUGCCAGCGUGUUCCGGCCGAGUCUAGAGGACAACGACUGUGACAGUGACCAAACUGUGGAUUACCUUGGUGAUAGUUCAGAUGAGUCAGUGGACUGGGCUGUUAAAGCCACACAGAACUUUAACCUUGCCGCGGGCAGCAUGGAGGCACAUGUGGAAGAUAAACAUAUGCAUACCUUCCCUACUGAAAUGGUUUAAAAUAGUUAUGAUGCAUGUGAGCAUUGUUUCCACAUGAAUGUUACAUUUUUGUGUUCACAGAUUCAGGAGCCAGUUGGCUUUUCAGUAACUUUCUCAAGCAAACCCAGGAGUGAAAACGCUGUGACUGAGCAGAGAAUGAACUCUGAUCUUAGCUGUUUUGAAGCUGUCUUUAGAAUGAAUUGAAUUUGUGGUUUAUUACAUUAGCCAGGGUUGAUUGAUUGUUUGAUGUUCAGUAUUAUAUUGUGAAACUCUCUUCACAUCACUCAAUUGUUCUACCUUUUUUUCCUCCAGUAGUUAUUAAUUCAUUCUUUUUGAGUUAUGAAAUUAUUGCAGUGUUGAAACUUUUGUUUUGGAAAAGUGUUAUUAUUAAAGCAUUUCAGUAC
Molecule: messenger RNA, 2894 nt
Organism: Siniperca chuatsi (mandarin fish)
Lineage: Eukaryota; Metazoa; Chordata; Actinopteri; Centrarchiformes; Sinipercidae
Product: ankyrin repeat domain-containing protein 31-like
Exons: 14
Coding region: 634-2511 (625 amino acids)
Cellular component (GO): nucleoplasm
Molecular function (GO): protein binding
Source: RefSeq, a predicted model, not a curated record